Molecule: messenger RNA, 1506 nt
Organism: Miscanthus lutarioriparius
Lineage: Eukaryota; Viridiplantae; Streptophyta; Magnoliopsida; Poales; Poaceae
Source: the annotation of a GenBank genome assembly
AUGGACAGGAUCACCCAGUGGGUUUCGUCCCAGGAUGUCCCUCCCGACCUUACCAUCCGUAUCGCCGACUCCAUCUUCCCUCUCCACAAGGCGGUCAUGCUGCCCAGGUGCGGCUACAUCCGCCGCGCCGUUGCGGCGGCCACCAGGGACCCCUCCGCUGCCGUCGAGCUCGACCUCUCCGCGCUGCCGGGCGGCGCCGACGCGUUCGAGAAGGCCGCGCGCUACUGCUACAGCGCCAACUUCGAGAAGGCCGCGGCGUUCCUCGACAUGCAGCACCCGGCGGACCUGGCGCGCCGCGUCGAUGAGUUCCUCGCGCAGGCCGCCCUCCGCGCGCUGCCCAGCGCGGUGGCCGUGCUGCACUCCUGCGAGGCGCUCCUCCCGGCCGCGGAGGAGCUCGGCGUCGUGCGGCGGGCCGCGGACGCCGUCGCGCUCAGGAUCUGCAACGAGGCACUGUUCUCGACCAGGACGCCGCCGGGGUGGUGGACGGCUGAGCUCGCGGCGCUCUCGCCGGCGUCGUUCAAGAAGGUCGCCACGGCGCUGCGCUGCCGCCGCGCGGACCCCGGGGUGCUUGCCAACGCGGCUAGCGCCUACGCGGAGCUCGCGCUGGCCGUGGUCCUCGCCGACCCCCGGGACAGGGAGGACCAGCGCGCGCUUCUCGAGUCCGUCGUGGACGUGCUCCCUUCGGCCUCCGACGCGCCCAUCCCGGCGGCCUUCCUCUGCGGACUCCUCCACGCCGCGGUCACCACCGAGGCCUCCGCGGCUCCGCCAAGACGAGGCGGCGUCGGAAAGCGGGCGGAGCCGGAGGGCGCGUCGCUGUCCGGCAGAGCAGAGUCCGAUCGGGGCGCGAUGGAGAAGGUCGCCAGGACGGUGGACGAGCUGGAGGCUGAGCUCGCGACGGAGGAGUCGCUUGCGAUCUCCAAGUUCGUGGGCGUGGCUGGGGCGGUGCCCAAGGAGGCGCGGGCGUCGCACGACAGCGUGUACCGUGCGGUGGACAUCUACCUGAAGACGCACCCGGCGCUGGACGAGAUCGAGCGGGAGAAGGUGUGCAGCGUCAUGGACCCGCUCAAGCUGUCGUACCAGGCGCGCCUGCACGCUUCGCAGAACAAGCGGCUGCCGCUGCAGGCCGUGCUCAGCGCGCUCUACUACGACCAGCUCAAGCUCCGCAGUGGCGCGGACGACGGGUGGGACACGCAGACGGCCGCCGGGAAGGCCCGCGCGCAGGCGAGGGCGGACGCGUCGCUGGCGCGGGAGAACGAGGCGCUACGGUCGGAGCAGGCGCGGAUGCGGGCGUACGUGUCGGGAAUGCAGCCCAGCAAGGGGAGCGGGUCGUCUAGGUCGGCGCCGGCGGCGAAGAAGGCGAGCUUCUUGGGGUCGGUGUCGCGGACGCUGAGCCGGCUGAACCCGUUCGAGGGCGGAUGGGCCAAGGACACGGCCAGCAUCGCUGAUGGAGGACGCCACACGAUGGCGCAUGGGGUGAAGCCCAAGAGGAGGUUCUCCAUAAGCUAA